AGAGAGAGAGAGAGAGAGAGAGAGAGCGCGAGGGAGAGAGAGUGAGAGGCGGAGCAGGACUAAUAUCAGAGCCUAUGUUGAUGUGAUCUGUGUUCUCAUCAGACCAUGAAGUAUGUGUGCGUAUGAUGCUCGCUGAAGGAAGCUUCCAGGCAGUUUAAAUCCAGUGUCAUUGAACCAGAACUCGCUGAAAUCCAGUCUCUUCUUGUUAAAGUCUAUGAGUGACUGCCUUGUUUUUUUCAAAAAAAAAUUCUGCUUGGAAUAUUCCAGAAGUAAUUUUACAACUCUUGCUUUGAACCUGUGAUACUGCUAUAUCAUGGAGUGAAGUCAGACAAGGUCCAUUCUUGUGAUUGGAACAGGAAUAAGUAAAAUGAAGAAGUUUAAGCGUCGAUUCUCACUGUCGGCGCACAGGACGGAAACCAUUGAGGAGUCGCUUGCCGAAUUUCAGGAACAGAUCACAAACCAGAUAAACAACAGGAAGAAUGACGAUAUUGCACAUGAAAAUCUUCCACUGACAUUGAAUGUGCACUCACACCGGGUUACAUCUGAAGACGUCCAUUCACCAAAUUCCCUGCGCUACAGGAAUCAUCGGCAGCGCAGGUUCUCGAUGGAGGACCUGGGUAAGAGGCUAUCACUCCCGAUGGACAUCAGGCUCCCGGAGGAAUUCCUACAGAAACUGCGACUGGAGAGCCCACCCUUUCCCAAAACUCAGAGCAGGACAUCCCGCAGAGCUUCACUGUCAGACAUUGGAUUUGGGAAGCUGGAAACUUAUGUCAAACUGGAUAAGCUGGGAGAGGGAACUUAUGCCACAGUGUUUAAGGGGAAAAGCAAGUUGACAGAAAACCUGGUGGCAUUAAAGGAAAUCCGACUGGAACACGAAGAGGGAGCACCAUGCACUGCAAUACGUGAAGUCUCCCUGCUAAAGAAUCUGAAGCACGCAAAUAUCGUCACUCUGCAUGACAUAAUCCACACUGAACGCUCACUCACCCUAGUGUUUGAGUACCUGGACAGUGACCUAAAACAGUACAUGGACAACUGUGGGAACAUCAUGAGCAUGUACAAUGUCAAGAUAUUUAUGUUCCAAUUGUUGAGAGGAUUAUCCUACUGCCACAAGAGGAAGGUUCUACAUCGAGAUCUGAAGCCACAGAACCUGCUCAUUAAUGAAAGAGGAGAAUUAAAAUUAGCUGAUUUUGGUCUGGCAAGAGCAAAAUCUGUCCCCACCAAAACCUACUCAAAUGAGGUGGUGACUUUGUGGUAUCGACCCCCAGAUGUCCUGAUGGGUUCAACAGAAUAUUCCACCCAGAUCGACGUAUGGGGAGUUGGUUGUAUUCUAUAUGAAAUGGCUGCUGGAAGGCCAUUGUUCCCUGGUUCCACAGUGAAGGAAGAACUGCACUUAAUUUUCAGGCUUUUAGGAACUCCCGCAGAAGAUACAUGGUCGGGAAUAACAUCAAAUGAAGAAUUCAAAGCUUAUAACUUCCCUUAUUACCGACCUCAACCAAUGAUAAAUCAUGUUCCCAGGCUGGAUGCUGAUGGACUUGAUCUUUUUUCCAAUCUUUUAUUGUAUGAAGCCAAGAAGAGGAUUUCAGCCGAGGAUGCUCUCCAGCACGUUUAUUUCAAGAGCUUGGGAGAAAGGGUCCACCUUGUACCAGAUAAUAUCAGCAUUUUUACUUUGAAAGAAAUCCAAUUGCAAAAGGACCCAGGUUACCGAGGGUCUUCAUAUCCCCAAUCUGGCAGGGGGAAGAAUCGAAGACAGAGCGUACUAUUCUAGAUGGAUCCAUGCUUGUGCCAACGCCCACGUUAUGAAGGAACAACAGCUCAUCGCCCUCUUGAAACGUGUCAUGGAUCGAGGUGAGGCUACAGCAGUCAAACAAGACAAUGGCUACGUGAGAUCAACAUCAGUAAAAUGUGAUGAAACGGCAUUGGGAAAUGUCAUUGGGAAUGGGAGCAGCCCAUUUAGCACAUCAAAUUUAAGCUGCCGUUGAAUUCUCUCUGGUCCAUGAAUAUCUUGCUUCCAUCAAGUCACCUUGGUUCCAUAACUCGUAACAUCUAGUGAAGCUGUUUGGGCCCAAAUGCCAGGAUCUGUCCUAUUGCCACAAAUUGCCAAGAUACCAAUUUGAACAUCUCCUGAUUGUGAGGUGCCUACACCAUGCUCUGGUACUGCAUUACAGCAUCUCAGAGCAGCUUCUGUGUUGAAGCUGUCUUUCCAUUACUUCAGGAGUAGUCAGCAUUGACCUCUCCUCUCCUCCAGGUCAAUGGAAGUUUUCCUCCUUCAAAUUUGCAUGUUCAAAGCAAGCUUGCAUCUUCAGUCAUUGGGCUUGGGGGGAAUGGAUCACAGUGAGCCUCUUGACAGAGGUUCACAAUAGGCCCAGGGUCCACAAACUCCUAGCAGACCAAAGGAAACAGGUUCACCUCUGGCCAAUAAGGUAUGCCUAUAGUCAUAGACAUGAAGCAAGUCCAGAGAGCAUGGGAUCAUUGUGAGUCCAGGUCUCAUAGGAUCAUAGCUGACCCAGGAUGUACCAGCUAUGGGCCCAAGAAUUGCAGGACCCAGGGAGGUCUUGCUGAUAGUGGGCCCAGGGAAAUCUGGCUGAUAGUGAGCCUAGGGAGGUCUGGCUGAUAGUGGGCCCAUGGAAAUCUGGCUGAUAGUGGGCCCAGGGAAAUCUGGCUGAUAGUGGGCCCAGGGAUACAAGUUGAUUGUGGACACAGGGGAUUCUGGCCAAUAGUGGGCUCGGGGGAUUCAAGCUGAUAGUGGGCCUGGGGCUGGGGAGAUGUUGAAGAUGAUAGUGGGCCCAGGCAAUUCUGACUGAUAGUGGGCCAGGAUGUUCAAGCUGAUGGGGGGCCCUGGUUUUCAGGCUUCUUGCAGGCCUAGUGGAAUCAGUCAACAGUGACGUAUCAGUACCCAGGCUUGUUGCAGGCCCUUGGGGGAAACGGGUUCCUCAUAGGCCUGAUGUAGAGGCAGCGGCCACAGUCUCAAAAGGCCAAGGGAAACAGGCUCAUUGUGGACCUUGGAUGUGUACGGUCAUUGGGAUCCUGGAGCUUUAUAGCAGGUCUACGUGGCACGUGGCCACAGAGGAAACUGAUUGGUUGGCUUCACAUGACAUGGUGUCCCCACAGAGGGCAUGGGCUCACCAUGGGGCAGAAGGUUUGGUUUUACUUGAUUUCUUUCUAUUUCUGGCCUCAUCUCAUCUAAAAUUGGAUGGUUGAGCAAUCUGACAGCUACAUUUGGGUCAACUGGGCAGCUGUGUGGGUCUCCCAAUGGAGGGUUAAACCACAGCAGGUCAGGGUGCCUUCCACCAGCACAGGGAGAUGAGAAAACAGUGACAACCUUGUGAAGAGUGCUGAAGUGUGCUGUCAGGCAUGCAAAAAUGAGGCUUGCUCAUCAGAGCCGGCAAGCUGUAACCAGAGCCUCGAUAAUGGGGACGGGCCUGGGAGAGACAGGUUCAAUGAUUCUGCCAAUGGAGUUGGAGAAUUUUGCAGAGAUAGAAUUGGUGAAGCCUCUCUGGUGCUUUGAGGUGCCUGCUAUAGCUAAUCAUAUCUUCAAAGCAUGCAGGAUGGCAGGGAUCACUGCUGUGAUUAGGCGGGAUUCUGAUUUAGAGGCUUUCAGUCAUAAUCCCAUGGAUUGUAGCUUCACACCACUGGUUCCUCAGCCAAGCACAUACGCCUGCAGUUUGUCUCGUCCUGAGCAGGAUUACUAUUUGGUCCCAAGCAUGCUUGGUGUUUGGAUAUUCUUUGCCUAAAAUGGCUGGAAACUGUGCUGGUGUACUGGAGGUGGUGGUGUUUUUGAUAAUUGAAGUCUACCAUCAUUGGGAGGUAACUCCUGAGAUAUGGAAGGUGAUCUGUAUUUUCUAGCAUCUCACUGUGGACCUUGAAUGUUGUUGGUUGGUUGGUUGGUUUAUUACUGAGAUACAGUGCAAAGCUCUUGCUUGCAUGCCAUCCAGACAGAUCAUGCCAUACAUAAGUACAUUGAGGAAGUAAAUAGAGAAAUAGAAUGCACAAUAUAGUGUAGCAGCUACAUAGAAAGUGCAGUACAGGUAAACAAAUAAAGUGUAAGGCCCACAAUGAGGUAGAUUGGGAGAUCAAGAAUUCACCUUUAACAUAUGAGAGGUCCAUUCAAGAGUCUGAUAACAAUAGGAUAGAAGCUGUGCUUGAGUCUGGUGGUACGUGCUUUCAAGCGUUUGUAUCUUCUGCCUAAUGGGAGAAGGGAGAAGAGAGAACGACCAGGGUAAGAGGGGUCCUUGAUUAUGUCAGCUGCUUUCCUGAGGCAGCGGGAAGUGUAGACAGAGUCAAUGGUGGGGGUGGCUGAUUUUGUGAUUCACUGGGCUGUGUUCACAACUCUCUGCAAUUUCCUAUGGCCUUGGGCAGAACAGUUGCCAUUGUGUGAGUUGUCUGAGGGGAGGGCAGUGUUGCGCGGUGAAGUCAUGUUGGUAGAUGGCCUUUGUCUUCCAAUUAUUUGGUGAAGGAAAUCUACCAUCUGACUUCUUUGUGAAUGUGGUUGACUCUUAACUGUCUCCGUUGUGGGAGUGAUGAGAGAUGGACAAUAAAUGCUGGUCCAGCCAGUGAUAUUCACGUCCUGUGAAUGAAUAAAUUAAAAAAAUCUUUCAAACCAUUAACAAAUUUUGAAACUGUGCUCUGCAUUUCUCCAAAGUUGAGGUCAUUAUGUUAUAAACUAAUGUGUUCCUAGCGCUGAGCUUUAGGGAACCCAUUCUACUGAGUACCUCCCCUGAGUCUAAGAAACAGCCUUGUUCCACAGCUCCUUGUUCGUUAUACCUUGGUCAAUUUUGUACCCAUGCUGAUUCUGUCCUUUCAUCUGAUGGACUUCAAUUUUAUCAACAAGUCUAACAUGUGGUACUUUGUCCUCUGAAGUUAAUGGUUUCCCAUCUUCUGACAUUAUUGCUGGAUAAAUAUUGGGAGACAAUGUGCAUUUCAAACCACAAUCGUUAAAGCAAUGUUAUGUAGAUAGCAUUGUUAAACUAGCCAGAACAAUGUUUUGUGUUUUGCAAUAGCCUAACAAUGUACCAUUGACUGUGGGAUCAUCCUGACAUCAUUAUUAUACCUGUGAAUAAGUCUGGUCAUUCGUCUUCCUUUAGACAGCCCAGAUUUCUUUGGCUCUUCCUUUCUUUGAGAAGCUGAGUCUGUCUUGUGGAAGAUCCCACCACUUUGAAGAGGGGCAGGGCAGUUCCCUGCAAAUCAAGAUUUAUUAUUCAACCAACAAGACCAAACAUAGUUUAAUUUAAAUCAUCUUUAAAGUAUAAUUUAAAUCAUGAUUACAUUGCUGCUUUUAGGAUCUUGGUAGAUACAAAAUUAACUUCUGCAUUUCCAGCAUUGCUCCACUAUGUAUAGAGGACUCUGGGACAUCCAGAGGUCACAAAAUUAUACAAACUUGAAACUCCCCUGGUGACAAACAGGUAAUGUGAAGUCAGUAUGCUAAAUGUGUUAUAUUCAGCUAUUGUGAUACAUGUGACACAUAGAAACUCUGAAAUUCAAACAAUUUCGGUUUAAUACAGAAAACAUUGGUCCAAUAAUUAGCCCUUGCCAAUAAUUCAUUCUUAUAUUAUUUCUCUUGAACGGGUAAUGACCAUUACUCAAGUACUGGGAAUUUCACCAUGGGUUACUGUUUUCAUCAUCAACAUGCUUCAGCCCCCAGAGCUAGAUAUUCCAGCUACUGCUUCUGCUGACGAGAUCCAUGCAGGAGAGGAGGUGUUAUCCAGCUCAUUAUGUGUAGUCGUCCACUUCCCUCUUCCUAUCCAUAGAGAGAAUAAGGAAUAAGGUUUCUGUUACUUGAUGUUCACCUAAAAUUAAUGUGCAUCAUAAUGAUUUAAGAAGUAAAAAGUGGAUGGCUAAAUUCCUUCUCAGUCUUUUCAGAUUGCUGGUUUCCUUGUGUUAAAAAGUGUGAUUUUAAAAACUGUUGGGAGAGAAUUUUGGGCCAUUUGCUUUUGAUUAUGUGUGCAGAAAUGACCUAGCCUUUGUACACGAUGAAUCCAAAGGUCUCUUGACAUAAAGCCUCUCGGACUAAUUGCUUCAAGUUCACAAGGCUGCUAGUGAUAUGUUAAUGAAAAUUGGGCUGGAACAGCCCAAGGAUUGAGGCAUUACAGAAAGUUAGAGUGCAGGUUCAAUAAGUAAGUAGAAAGGCAUAUGGCAUGUUGGCUUCUGCUACCGGUGAAUUUGGGUAACUGGGACUAGAAUUUCUCCAUUGUUUGAAAGAUACAUUAAGAUGGUGCACUGGGAGGACUCCCUUCCUGACAUGGGUAGGUGAGAGUGUCCCUCAGGCUGAUUAGCUGGGAUUGGUCUGGAGAUCGGGUAGGUGAGAUUGGUCCAGACGCUGGGUUGGUGAGAUUGGUCCAAAGGCUGGGUUGCUGUGUUGGUUUAGAGAUUGAGUAAAUGGAGUUGGUCUAGAGGUUAGGUAGGUUCCUUUGCUUUAUAUGACAGAAGGAAAUGAUCUUUCCAUUCACCCUGAUAGGUACACAUUCAUGUAUGCAUAACGGAAUCUCAAGUAGUUUGCCAAGCGGCAUUGUUAACACUUGAUCCACAACAGAGAACUUUGACACUCUAAUCAAAAUAAUUAAUUGUUGCUCUCAGUAUACUUAAAAUAACAAUUUGAAAACUUUUAUGGUUCAUAAAAUUAGCUAUGGGAGGUGGUGUGUGUAUUUAACAGAAGUUCUUCUGAAGCUCAGAGUUUCUUUGACUUUUGUUUUGUGAAUGCUAGAUGAAUGUUCAAUAGCACAUCCUGUACCAUAGCUGUACCAUACAUUGUAGAGAAAGAAGGAAAAUGUAACAUUGUCUCAGUCCUGAAAUUUAUUAAAUGUUUAUUAAAACUUGC
Pristis pectinata (smalltooth sawfish) is the source of this 6811-nucleotide messenger RNA. RefSeq names its product cyclin-dependent kinase 18-like. The record is from RefSeq and is a predicted model, not a curated record. Gene Ontology annotation, biological process: protein phosphorylation. Gene Ontology annotation, molecular function: ATP binding; protein kinase activity. The transcript has 17 exons. The coding region runs from base 368 to 1765 and encodes 465 amino acids. Gene Ontology annotation, cellular component: nucleus; cytoplasm. Lineage: Eukaryota; Metazoa; Chordata; Chondrichthyes; Rhinopristiformes; Pristidae.